UCUCUCUCUCUCUCUGGUUUCAAAAUUUUGAAAUUAUCCCUCCAAGUCCAAACCCCAGAUGCCGCCACACUCAACAACUCUUUUUUAACGGUCCCCUUCUCUCUCUCUCUCUCUCUCUCUCUCUCUCUCUAGGGUUUCACAGAUCCACGCCUUCAAUCCCUUGUAAUCACAUGGCGUUGCCUUCCUCCGAGUCUAAAGAAUCCUAUUGCAGGAAGCAGAAAUCCCUUGGUCUCUUAUGCACCAAUUUCUUGAGCUUGUACAACCAAGACGGCAUCGAAACAAUCGGACUUGAUGACGCUGCAACUCGAUUAGGAGUUGAGAGACGGCGGAUCUACGACAUUGUUAAUGUACUCGAAAGUGUUGGUGUUCUGGCAAGGAAAGCCAAGAAUCGAUAUUCGUGGAAAGGGUUUGGAGAAGUUCCAAAGGCUCUGGAGGAAUUAAGGGAAGAAGGUUUGAGGGAGAAUGGAAAUGACUAUACAAGAGUUUCUGAUGAUGAAGAAGAUGAAAACAACCCCACUCCAAUUACUUCCAGCCAGGAAGAGAAAACAAAUCCUAGUUCUCAUACUAGAUUCUCAAUGGCAUCCAAAACUGACAACAGGAAGGAAAAAUCUUUGGGACUUCUUACCCAGAAUUUUAUCAAGCUCUUUCUUUGCACUGAUGUUGAUUUGAUCUCGCUUGAGGAAGCUGCUAAAAUAUUGCUUGGGGAUGCCCGUGAUCCGUCAACAAUGAGAAGUAAUUCUGCAGCUAAAGUGAGGCGGUUAUAUGAUAUUGCAAAUGUGCUGUCUUCGAUGAAUUUCAUUGAGAAGGUCCAUCAUCCAGACACAAGGAAGCCUGCCUUCAGGUGGUUGGGAAUGAAAGAGAAAUUGGAGGAUGGAUCUGCAAACUCUUUUGUUCCUAUUGAGUCCAAGAAAAGAACAUUUGGGACUGAGAUCACGAACACCAGUUUUAAGAGAACCAAGUUAAUUGAUGGGAAUUUGAACCAGAUUACAAAGCCCCAAAUGCAAAUGCAAAUGCAGGUGAAACUGGAGGUUUGGGGGAAUGAGUUCGAUAAGACCAAUUUGGAAAGGGAUUCAAGAGAGUGUCCAAAGAGUUACCAGUUUGGUCCAUUUGCUCCAGACAGCGUGUCGAAAGCUAUUGGUGCUAAGAAUAAAAAAGUGAAACAGGUUCAUGACUGGGAAAGUCUAGCCUCUACGUUUCGUCCUGAAUACCAUAACCAAGCUUUGAGGGAUCUCUUUGAUCAUUAUCUGGAAGCAUGGCAAUCAUGGUGCUCUGAAGUUGCCGGGAAGAAGCCAAUACAACUAAUGUCCUAACGACUUCUGCAUUCGCGCUCUAAGUUCACUUAACUGAUCGAUUACACAACCAGAUGACAGAUAUUAUUCUUAGCAAUCCUUUUUCUUUAUUAGUUUUUCCUCAGUUCUUUGUUUUCGAGUAUUAGGAAAGAAGAGAUGGCCUCAUUGACUGCAUAAUCUCUAUGCAUCAACUUGGAAAGGCGAUACUCUGGAGUCAACUGGAUUCUAAGAUGAGAUUCUAUUUGUACUUUGCCAAAUUUGUGUUUUCAUUUGCUAAACCUAUGAUAUUACGACCAUUUUCCCAUGAUGUAUCUAUGGGGGAUGAAAAUAAAAUUCCUUGCAUCUUUUUCAUGACAUUGUGACCAUUUUUGCGAUAUGUAUUU
Rhododendron vialii is the source of this 1672-nucleotide messenger RNA. Its product is annotated as E2F transcription factor-like E2FE. NCBI's taxonomy places the organism in Eukaryota, Viridiplantae, Streptophyta, Magnoliopsida, Ericales, Ericaceae. The transcript has 12 exons. Bases 171 to 1310 code for a protein of 379 amino acids. Gene Ontology annotation, cellular component: RNA polymerase II transcription regulator complex. The record is from RefSeq and is a predicted model, not a curated record. Gene Ontology annotation, biological process: regulation of transcription by RNA polymerase II. Gene Ontology annotation, molecular function: DNA-binding transcription factor activity, RNA polymerase II-specific; RNA polymerase II cis-regulatory region sequence-specific DNA binding.